AUGCAUAAGGUGUACGGUCCUCAUUGUGCUGUGAAUGACAAUAUGGUUUCAGCAAGUCAAAUAGAUGAAAUUGGUGAAAGUGACGAUGACGAAGAAGAACAAGAGUUUGCAGAAGAAGGUGAUAACAAUGAAGAAGACGAUAUUUAUGGUAUACCAGAAUCAGGACCACAUCAAUCGAUGGGAAAUCAGCCAUCAGUGCCGAUUGAGAUACCUACACAUAACCGACGAUCUAGGCAACAUGGUAACAGAGGUGGUAGAACUAAUAGUAGGGGACGAAACCAAUCUAGCCGCCAGACAACACAAACCCCGCGAAGAAGAGCUGUUAUGGACACACACCUAACAAAUAUUGAGUCGUAUCUUGCAACUAUGCAAACGCCAAUCCAGAUGCUCAAUGCACGUAGCCAAGCGAAUGAAGAUUAUGAGCGUGAAUCUUGGUUGCAACUAAAUAAUUACAACAUAGAAAAAUUUACAGAUUUUUGGUGGGCAUCAUCGGAGAUUUUAAGAGACCCGUUCGAGCAAAAGAGGUUUGUGCUUUUGAAAGAUAACGAAGAGAGGAUUCGUUUUCUUGAAGGUGUGACAGGGUAUGAUCGUAGUGGAACAUUUCGGGGUAGUCCGUGGAAACGUCAACUCAGUGGUUCUAGCGGACCAAGUAGUAGAGGAUCAUUUGGUAGUGGAUCUGGUUCGCCUGGCGUAGGAGGGUUUUCACAGUUUAGUAAUGCUGGGUUUUCAAACAUUGGGGGAACUUCAAAUUUUGGCAGUGAAGGUCCUUCAAACUUGGGAGGGUUUUCGAAUUUUGGUGGUUCCGGUUCUCCGAAUCAAUUCAGAAGAAGACAAGGAUUUCAAGUUCCAAAUUCUCAACAACAAUUUGAUGAGAAUUUAAAUCCCCGAGUUGUCUCUGAUGAAGGGUUUGAAUAUAGACCUGCGUCUUCAUCUGAGUUACUCGGACGUUUCAAUUUGUCUGAUUUCAAUCGUAACGUUAGAAACAAUGAUAAUAAUGGAGACAAUUAA
Microthlaspi erraticum is the source of this 1008-nucleotide messenger RNA. Lineage: Eukaryota; Viridiplantae; Streptophyta; Magnoliopsida; Brassicales; Brassicaceae. The record is from the annotation of a GenBank genome assembly.